AUGACUGCUUCGUCUUCUUCAAAAUUUGAAUAUUUACCUAGUCUUCAAUGCAUACGACCAUCGGGAUAUUUAAAAGCAGUUGGUGCAGUUGUUGUACAAAUUGGUACAGUUGUUAUUGUUGGUUUAAUUAAAACAAUUUGUGUAUCAAUCGAACAAACAUUGACAAUCGGUGGAUUUGGUGGAGGUACCAAUGAAAUAGUUGCUCGAAGAUUGUUUGUCAAAUUUUUUGGCAACUGA
Molecule: messenger RNA, 237 nt
Organism: Rotaria sp. Silwood1
Lineage: Eukaryota; Metazoa; Rotifera; Eurotatoria; Philodinida; Philodinidae
Source: the annotation of a GenBank genome assembly